This is a messenger RNA of Microthlaspi erraticum, 906 nucleotides long. The record is from the annotation of a GenBank genome assembly. NCBI's taxonomy places the organism in Eukaryota, Viridiplantae, Streptophyta, Magnoliopsida, Brassicales, Brassicaceae.
AUGGCGUCAGCUUCCAAAAACCCUCUGCAAAACCCUUUCUCUUCGAAACCCCCAAGGCCUCCAUCUUCCGUAGCUCCAUCUCCCACCGCCGUGGCCUCCACCUCAGCAGAACCCCAAAUUCGGAACCCAAUCCCUAACCCUAGCUCAAACGUCUCACCGUCGACGUCGAAUUCGCCGAUUACGAUGUCGCAGGAGGAUCAGGUCCUCGCACGCUCCACUCACCUCACUCACCCUGAGCUUCUCCGACGCCGAUCGCACAACCUCAAGGAGCUCGCCAAAUGCUACAAGGACCAUUACUGGGCUUUAAUGGAGGAUCUCAAGGCGCAGCACAGGGAGUACUACUGGAGAUACGGCGUUAGUCCUUUCAAGGACGAACAGAAUCAGCCGAAUAAGAGACGGCGGUUGGGUCCAGAGGGAGAAAUUAUAGACGGCGACGCCGUUGAAGGUAGCGGAGACAACGGUACUAAUAAUAACGAUGGAGCUAAUGGCGUUAAGAGUGAUCAGUAUGCAAACAGCAAUUGUGGGAGCUGUAUGUAUGGAUGCAAAGCCAAAGCCAUGGCGCUCACGAAAUACUGCCAGCUGCAUAUUCUCAAGGAUAGCAAGCAGAAGCUCUACACUGGUUGCACAAACGUCAUCAAACGAGCUCCAGCAGGACCAUUACUUUGUGGAAAACCUACACUUGCAUCGACUGUUCCUGCACUGUGCAAUGUGCACUAUCAGAAAGCUCAAAAGCUUGUUGCUAAAGCUUUAAAGGAUGCUGGUCACAAUGUCUCUUCAACAACCAAGCCUCCCCCGAAGCUGCAUGUCAUAGUUGCUGCAUUUGUGCAUCAGAUUCAAGCAAAGAGAAAAAAUCCACGGAAUGAUGGCUUAGCGUUACACUCUUCCACAUUGUUCUUGAGCUUGUAG